CGUGGAAACUACACGAAUUUGGCUGCAUCAUCUGAGACACAGAAAAGUUAAAAGGAUUGAAAUUCACUCAAAAUCAACUCGAUUUUAUUGUAUUUAUAUUGAAUUUACUGUUGUUCAGUGCAUUCCAUAAAUUAUUAAAAUGAGUUUCAGAUUGCCUCCUUUGAAGGCCAAAGCUCCUGUUGCUGAGGAAUUUGGUAUGAGCAGUGGUACAUAUGGGGUACCAGACCCUAUGAUUUUGGGAUUGCCGGCAGCAGCCCAUAAACUUGGCACUUCUCACCCUCUCGAGACGUCCGAACGUGACUUUCAUCUGAAUAAACUGAAACGUGAUAUGAUAAUGCUAAGAAAUGUCCAGGGGCUUCAUGCACCAUUGCGCAUCGCGAUGGAACUAAAAGCGACAGAGAAAAUUGGAAGACACCCAUUUUUACCUUCGUCGGGGCUGAUGAGAGAUGUUCUGCUGGGUCGUGAUGAAGAUAUAGGAUUCGAGGAUAUCCUGAAUACUCCAGAAUUCAAAGAACAAAUGGGUCAACCCCACGCAGUCGUCGAGCGAAGUCUCAACUUAUUGUAAAGUGUUCUUCAUAAUCUUAAGUCCAUUUUCGAUAAUAAUUUCAAGGAAACCUAAUUUGAUGAAUCGUCAAUAAAAUGCUUCUCAUCUUUA
Fopius arisanus is the source of this 655-nucleotide messenger RNA. RefSeq names its product proteasome maturation protein (gene Pomp). The record is from RefSeq and is a predicted model, not a curated record. The transcript is spliced from 5 exons. Lineage: Eukaryota; Metazoa; Arthropoda; Insecta; Hymenoptera; Braconidae. Gene Ontology annotation, cellular component: cytoplasm; nucleus. Bases 140 to 565 code for a protein of 141 amino acids. Gene Ontology annotation, biological process: proteasome assembly.